Molecule: messenger RNA, 2032 nt
Organism: Serinus canaria (Common canary)
Lineage: Eukaryota; Metazoa; Chordata; Aves; Passeriformes; Fringillidae
Gene: PIGT
Product: phosphatidylinositol glycan anchor biosynthesis class T
Exons: 12
Coding region: 1-1740 (579 amino acids)
Biological process (GO): attachment of GPI anchor to protein
Cellular component (GO): GPI-anchor transamidase complex
Source: RefSeq, a predicted model, not a curated record
AUGGCGGCGGCGGCGUUGCUGCUGCUGCUGCUGGCGGCGGCAGGGCCUGGGCCCGGGCGGGCGGACGCGGUGCGGGAGCGGCGGGAUGCGCUGCGGGAGGAGCUGCUGCUGAGCCCGCUGCCCACCGGCGAUGUGGCCGCCACCUUCCAGUUCCGCACGCGCUGGGACGCGGACCUGCAGCGGGGCGCAGUCUCUCACUACAGGCUUUUCCCGAAGGCGCUGGGGCGACUGGUGGCAGCGCUGGGCGUGCGGGAGCUGCACCUCGCGCUCACCCAGGGCUUCUGGCGCACCCGCUACUGGGGGCAGCCGCCCCUCCAGGCACCCGCUGGCGCUGAGCUCUGGGUCUGGUUCCAGCCCACGGUCACCGAUGUUGACAAAGCCUGGAAAGAACUGAGUAAUAUCCUUUCGGGAAUAUUCUGUGCUUCUCUCAACUUCAUUGACUCGACCAACACAGUGAUUCCAACAGCAUCCUUCAAACCCCUGGGUUUAGCCAAUGGGACAGAUCACCAUCUCCUGCGUUAUGCUGUCCUGCCCCGGGAAGUCGUCUGCACAGAGAACCUCACCCCUUGGAAGAAGCUUCUGCCAUGUGGCUCAAAGGCCGGGCUGGCUGUGCUGCUGAAGGCUGAGCGCCUGUUCCACAGCAGCUACCACUCUCAGGCAGUGCACAUCCGCCCCAUCUGCAGGGAUGCCUCCUGCCUGGCUGUGUCCUGGGAGCUCAGACAGACCCUCACUGUGGUCUUUGACUUCUUUUCCAGUGGCCAAGGAAAGAAAGACUGGUCCCUCUUUAAGAUGUUCUCUCGCACACUGACUGACACGUGUCCUCUGGCAUCGCAGAGCAAAGUCUAUGUUGACAUUUCCCCUAAGAACAAGGAAAAGGAGCUACUGGAAGUGUCCCCCCCUCCAACAUCAGUACACGAAGCUGUUGUCCAGGGAGACAGGAAAACCUAUGCUGUCUAUGACCUGCUGAGCCCCUCGCUCUUCAACACAUCUCGCAGCCUCAAUGUGCAGCUGAAGUGGAAGCGGCCCCAAGACAGCUCUGAAAUGCCCAUUCCCACACUCCAUGCUCACCGUUACGUGGGGGGGUACGGGCUGCAGACCGGGGAGAUCUGCACCCUCAUCUACAAUACCCACCCAUACCGAGCCUUCCCCGUGAUCCUGCUGGAGACUGUGCCCUGGUACCUGCGCCUCUACGUGCACACCCUGACCAUCAUCACCAAAGGGAAGGAAAACAAGCCCAGUUACAUCCACUACCAGCCAGCCCAGGACCGGAGACGGCCUCACCUCUUGGAAAUGCUGAUCCAGCUGCCAGCCAACUCUGUCACCAAGAUCACAAUCCAGUUUGAGAGGGCCUUACUGAAGUGGACAGAGUACCCACCUGACCCCAAUCAUGGCUUUUAUGUUGGUUCAUCUGUGCUCAGUGCCCUGGUGCCCAGUGUCACUGCAAUGAAGGACAUGGAUGUGGAGCAGAGCCCUCUCUUCACCUCACUGUUUCCUUCCUCUGAUGGCUCCAGCUAUUUUGUGCGCCUGUACACAGAGCCGCUGCUGGUGAACCUGCCAACACCAGACUUCAGCAUGCCCUACAACGUCAUCUGCCUCACCUGCACCGUGGUGGCCGUGUGCUACGGCUCCUUCUACAACCUGCUGACCAGAACGUUCCACGUGGAGGAGCCCAGCCGGGGUGGGCUGGCCAAGCGACUGGCCAACGUCAUCCGAAAAUUCAGGGGGGUGCCCCCACUCUGAGAGGAGCCAGGGCAGCCAGCACUGCCUGCAGGGCUCUCUGGGGAGACACACAGCAGAGUACUGCUACCUCUUGUCUUGCUGGAAGCAGCUUGUUCUGUUUUGCUGCCAGGAAUUCUCUUUGGGAUCCAAUAAGCUGAGAGAUCACUUCCAUUGCUAAGAUGGGAAAUGGCUCUAAGCCCAUUGACUACUGAACUGCACUGCUGUGGGACUGGGAAAAGUAAAAGACUUCUGUUGGGAAAGGUGUGACUUACAUGCUGGGAAUGGUGCUGGAAGUAAACUGGGGUGUUUUGUA